This is a messenger RNA of Dama dama (fallow deer), 2790 nucleotides long. RefSeq names its product dual specificity phosphatase 6 (gene DUSP6). Gene Ontology annotation, biological process: negative regulation of ERK1 and ERK2 cascade; positive regulation of apoptotic process; regulation of heart growth. The transcript has 4 exons. NCBI's taxonomy places the organism in Eukaryota, Metazoa, Chordata, Mammalia, Artiodactyla, Cervidae. Gene Ontology annotation, cellular component: cytoplasm; cytosol. The record is from RefSeq and is a predicted model, not a curated record. Bases 444 to 1589 code for a protein of 381 amino acids. Gene Ontology annotation, molecular function: protein tyrosine/threonine phosphatase activity; MAP kinase tyrosine/serine/threonine phosphatase activity.
CCGUCCCCACGGCAACAGCCCCUUCCGCAGAGCGCUCAUUGGCUGGCCCGGAGAAUGUAUCCAUUGAGACGCUCGCUGUUUGUAUCCAUUGAGGAGCUGCCUCGCGCAGGGGGUGUGCGAGCGCCGAGUCCAAGGGAGAGUGAGCAAUCGAGCACGGAGUCCGAAUUAAUUGGAUUUCAUUCACCCUGGAGGAACAAAACUGUCUGGGCAGCUUCAUUCAGAGAGAUUCAUUGACACCGAGAACGAGCGGCUGCAGCCGGGUGCAGAGGGAACCGCCGGCUUCACUUCGGUCUCGCCUGCCCCAACCGCUAUCCCGGCUUGGGAAGAGCGAGGUGGACUCCAACCCCGCUCCGAGAGCGGCGGCUUCCCGCGGCGCGCUCGGCCUCUGCCUGCCCCGAGGGGCGUCUGAUAGGCACCCCGCCCUCUCCGGCAGCUCGACCCCCAUGAUAGAUACGCUCAGACCCGUGCCCUUCGCGUCGGAAAUGGCGAUCAGCAAGACGGUGGCGUGGCUCAACGAGCAGCUGGAGCUGGGCAACGAGCGGCUGCUGCUGAUGGACUGCCGGCCGCAGGAGCUCUACGAGUCGUCCCACAUCGAGUCGGCCAUCAACGUGGCCAUCCCGGGGAUCAUGCUGCGGCGCCUGCAGAAGGGCAACCUGCCGGUGCGCGCGCUGUUCACGCGCAGCGAGGACCGGGACCGCUUCACGCGGCGCUGCGGCACGGACACCGUGGUGCUCUACGAUGAGAGCAGCAGCGACUGGAACGAGAAUACGGGCGGCGAGUCGGUGCUCGGGCUGCUGCUCAAGAAGCUCAAGGACGAGGGCUGCCGGGCGUUCUACCUGGAAGGUGGUUUCAGUAAGUUCCAAGCCGAGUUCGCCCUGCACUGCGAGACCAAUCUAGACGGCUCGUGUAGCAGCAGCUCGCCACCGUUGCCAGUGCUGGGGCUCGGGGGCCUGCGGAUCAGCUCCGACUCCUCCUCGGACAUUGAGUCUGACCUUGACCGAGACCCCAAUAGUGCAACGGACUCGGAUGGCAGUCCGCUGUCCAACAGUCAGCCUUCUUUCCCCGUGGAGAUCUUGCCCUUCCUCUAUUUGGGCUGUGCCAAGGACUCCACCAACCUGGACGUGUUGGAGGAGUUUGGCAUCAAGUACAUUUUGAACGUCACCCCCAACUUGCCGAAUCUCUUUGAGAAUGCAGGAGAGUUCAAAUACAAGCAGAUCCCCAUCUCGGAUCACUGGAGCCAAAACCUGUCCCAGUUUUUCCCUGAGGCCAUUUCUUUCAUAGAUGAAGCCCGGGGCAAAAACUGUGGCGUCCUGGUGCAUUGCUUAGCUGGUAUCAGUCGCUCGGUCACGGUGACUGUGGCUUACCUUAUGCAGAAGCUCAAUCUGUCGAUGAACGAUGCUUAUGACAUUGUGAAGAUGAAGAAAUCCAACAUCUCCCCCAACUUCAACUUCAUGGGCCAGCUGCUGGACUUCGAGAGGACGCUGGGACUGAGCAGCCCCUGUGACAACCGAGUGCCCACACAGCAGCUCUAUUUCACCACCCCCUCCAACCAGAAUGUGUACCAGGUGGACUCUCUGCAAUCCACGUGAAGGCCCCCGCUCCCCCAGCUGGAAUGUGUCCAGUCGAUCCUUAGCAGUUUCUCUUAGCAGCAUCAGCCAGGCUGCUUUCUUUGUAUGUGGCCCCAGGUGUCAACAGGACACCAGCUGUCUGUAUUAGACAAGGUUACCACGUAUGGAAUUGGCUAUUCCCAAGGGAGAGAUUUGCUCCCUUCCUGUUGGAAGAACAGGACCUGCUGUAUAGACCCAGGCCGUAGGUUCGCUCCACACCCGUGUGUACAGCCUACCCCUGCAGGGACUGGAAUUCGAGGACUUCCAGGUACAUAGGGUAGGACCAAAUGGUAGGGUAGGAGCAUGUGUUCUUUCGGGCCUUGUAUGACUGUUUCUUUUGCAUCUGGAACUGAUUCUAUAUUGUCUUCAGUGAAGACCGAUUCAAUUUUGCAUAUAAAGGAGCCAAAGAGAGGUUUCAGCUCUGUGUUUGUAGUGUCAGUUUGCAAAAAACAAAAAUAAAUAAUCAAUCAAAUGAAUCUCAUAUUCCAUUUGAUUAUUGUAAAUAUUUGAUCUUAAAUCACUUGACUGUUUGUUUGAACUGUGUUUUUCCUUUGAUGGGUUUAAAAGAAAUCAUCCAAAGGGAGAAAGAGCAGUUUGCCACUUAAAAAUAAUGGAAACUUUUGCUCUUUUUGAAUCCAAAGGAUAUAUUUGCAGCAUGCUCAACGUUACCAAUUCUGAAUGACAUUUUCAUGGACACUUAAUGAUCAUGGAGACCUUGUUAUGGUGCAGUCUUCAGUCUCUUUCAUAUCUUCCUUGUGACUUUUUUUCUCCUUAAUGUAGUUUGACUCUGCCUUAUCUUUGUAAAUAUUUUGGUUUGUAUUGUCUCAGAGUGGAUAUCUUGGAAAGACACCAAAAUCAUGGGCUCACUUUUUUUGUUGUUGAAACUUCAGCUGUGCUAAACAGUAUCUUACCUCUGUACAAAAUUCUUCAGGGAGUGUCACCUCAAAUGCAAUACUUUGGGUUGGUUUCUUUCCUUUUUAAAAACAAUUUGUGUGAAACUGGAAGCGUGUGUGUGUGUAUGUGAAAGUGAGCAUGGGUACUCAUUCAAUAGGCGACAUGCAUAUGAUUGUGAAGGAAGGAGACAGUGGCUCCAUAUGUUCAUGGUGUAAAGUUCUGAGCUGAAAUUUUAUUAUAAGAAUGUAAAACCUUAAAUUAUUAAUAAAUGACUAUUUUGGCUAUCAAA